AUGGUAAUAGUCCGGGCAUGGUGUGUGGGUGCGCUUAUCACCACGUUUGUACGGCUUCUGGUGAACACUGUGUUUCCUCCUCCUGCUGACACAGCUCUCAACGCCCUGAAGAGUCCGACCCGUUUUGGAGAGAGCACGAGCGGCUGGAAGAAGACGCGCGACUGUCGAGGGGGCGCCAGGAUCCGCCCUUUCCGUUCGGACUACAAUUUUGACUUCACCAUUGACUACACUAGCAAACUAGACGUGUGCAAUGAUGUCAUGCUCAGCUAG
This is a messenger RNA of Knipowitschia caucasica, 270 nucleotides long. The record is from the annotation of a GenBank genome assembly. Lineage: Eukaryota; Metazoa; Chordata; Actinopteri; Gobiiformes; Gobiidae.